CCGGACAGAUUCCGUUGACAUUGCUGAGGAAGAGGAGGAGGAGGCGGGGGACGGGACUGGCGUUACCAAACCCGAAGUUUUUAUUGAAGGGAGCCGCGAUUUAGUGGCAGCCCGCUUCUGAGCUGUGAUUUUCGGACACCGUGGAGUCAUGUAUCGGCGGCCGCUGCAGUCUGCCGCGAGAAACUUUAUUAAUGUGUCAGCGUCCAGAGCCGCCUGCGGAAAGGUGUUGGAUCAGGAAGCCAGAGCUUUAGCAGCUUGCCAACGGGCCAGAGUCUCCUCUCCCAGUUUAACACCAUGUCGGACACUGCACAUGACCACACAGCUCUACAAUGUGAAGGAGACGCCCCAGCACACAGAGGAAGAGGUCGGGGCCUUCACGAAGCUCAUUGAGGCCAUGGGCUUCACUGGACCUCUCAAAUACAACAAGUGGAAAAUCAAGAUUGCUGCUUUGCGCAUGUACACAUGCUGCGUAGAGAGAAUCAAUUACGACGAUUUCUUUGAAAAGUGCUCCCUCCCUGACACACUCAACUCUUGGUUCUUGGUAGCGCAGCUGCAUGUAUGGAUGUGUUUGGUGCGGAUGCGUCAGGAGGGCAGAGAAGGAAAGUACAUGUGCCGUUACAUUGUCCACUCAAUGUGGGAGGAUGUAGAGCAGAGGAGCAAAAUCAUGGGGAUCGAUGCCAUCCAUAGAAAGGAAGGAAUGAAAGCGAUGACGGAGACGUUCUACGCAGCAAUAUUUGGAUAUGAUGAGGGAAUCCUGUCUGAUGACUGUGUGCUGGCAGCAGCUCUGUGGAGAAACCUGUUCAAUUGUGAGUGCGAAGACCCCAAACAGCUAGAACUCAUGGUGGAAUACGUUCGCAAACAGAUGCAGUACAUCGACGCCCUGGACGGGGAAGACCUGCUGCUGACAGGAGAGGUGAAGUGGCGCCCUCUGCUGGAGGAGAACGCACAGAGCAUCCUGAAGGUGGUCACGCCCACGUACAACGACACCGGGCUGUGAGACGAAGAGACGAGACUGUGUCCUCUUCUUCUGACCUCUUUCCUCACCCGCUUUCACUUCUUGGUUUCCUUUUCCCGUCUUUGUGUCUGUUUUGUUGCUCCUUAUAAUCAUGCAGCAUGUUCCCCUCCUGUCUCCCUUUACUCUAUCGUACAAGGAGGGAUUUAAAAUGUGACGUAACGUCCGCUGCUGUAGCUUUCUCAUCCACUCCUCUAUUUCCUUUUUCUCAUCUUGUGUACCCAAAACACAACUUCUUCUUCCUCUCCUCCUCCUUCCUACUCUCCCAAAUGACUCGUCCACCCAGACCUCUCUGUUUCUGGAGGUACGUUAUAGGCAGGAUUCUCGCAUACACCCAUCAAUCAGCGAACAAGCCAGUCCAAAAACAGGAAAUGCCAUGCAUCAUCGUCCUCCAUCGUUGUCCUGUCGGUUUUGAGAGCCUCUGACGCUUCCUCUCUGCAAACUGUUGAAAAAAAACCACACAAGACACUCUGUAUUUAUAUUUGUCUCUUUAUUUUUUUUCCAUGAAUGCCACGCUGUAUUUAUAUAAAGUAUUUUGUAUACCUCCACGUUUACACUCUUCUGCAUAGGUGUUAGCUUCUUUGACUUCUGUCACUGCUCCUUCACUGCGCGUUAAACAAAGUUUCACUCUGGAUAGGUGAAGCUAGGUGAAAUAAUCGUUCCAAGAAACAAAUGCAAAGUUUCGGCGAGUUAAUGGACCUUCUGUCUGCAGUUCAUCGUCUCUGCUCCUGAACGUCACCGGCCUUUAUGUUUCUCUGUAAGGUCGCAGCUGUUGUCUCUCUCUCUUUUCCCAUGAUGCUCUCAGACCCGAACAGGAAGCUGAGCUCUCAAAGACCUGGGCGUCAUCACUGUAUUAAAAACAAUUAAGAUUUUUUUGUUUUUAAAAAGUGAAUAAAUAAAAUGUUCUCUGGAUGUAUAAAACUA
Messenger RNA from Siniperca chuatsi (mandarin fish), 1936 nucleotides. RefSeq names its product ubiquinol-cytochrome-c reductase complex assembly factor 1 (gene uqcc1). Lineage: Eukaryota; Metazoa; Chordata; Actinopteri; Centrarchiformes; Sinipercidae. The transcript is spliced from 9 exons. Gene Ontology annotation, cellular component: mitochondrion. Bases 149 to 997 code for a protein of 282 amino acids. The record is from RefSeq and is a predicted model, not a curated record. Gene Ontology annotation, biological process: mitochondrial respiratory chain complex III assembly.